This is a messenger RNA of Passer montanus (Eurasian tree sparrow), 1973 nucleotides long. RefSeq names its product post-GPI attachment to proteins GalNAc transferase 4 (gene PGAP4). Lineage: Eukaryota; Metazoa; Chordata; Aves; Passeriformes; Passeridae. The transcript is spliced from 2 exons. Gene Ontology annotation, biological process: GPI anchor biosynthetic process. The coding region runs from base 255 to 1442 and encodes 395 amino acids. Gene Ontology annotation, cellular component: Golgi membrane. Gene Ontology annotation, molecular function: glycosyltransferase activity. The record is from RefSeq and is a predicted model, not a curated record.
ACCACUCUGUGGAGAGGAGCUUGGAGCAGACAGAAAAUCAGCUUUCUCUUUUAAAGCACAAGCACAGCAGACAGUGCUCUCACCCCAAGGACUACAUUACUUAUUUUUGUACUCUCCUCGGUGUGAAAAGAGACCUGGACAACCUGUGCAGGUUUGGAAGCAAUGGUCCCACUGGUAUCCUGGGAGAAGGAUGCAUUGGAAAUGAAGGAUUGAGGGCAUGAGCAGUGCAGGAGUGCCCUCUUUCUGCAGCAGCUAUGUUACACCGAAUGUGGCAGCUCUGUGGGAAGUGGUGCCGUUGGUCCAGCCCUUUCAUCCAUCUCCUCACCCUGACUGUGGUGACUUUUGGUGUGCUGGCACCUUUGAUCUGCCACCGGCUCCUGCACUCUUACUUCUACCUGCGGCGCUGGCACCUGAAUCCCAUGAGCCGGGAGUUCCUGGAGCAGAACCAGCAGGAGGGCCAGGAUGCUCUCCAUUACUUUGAGAAGAUGCAGAUGCCAAAUGCCUCCGAGGCCUCUGGCAGUGAUGCCUUCCAGCCCUUGCUGCUGAUCACCAUUAUCACUGUGCAGAGGCAGAAUGAUUUCCACUAUGUCUUGCAAGUGGCCUCCCACUUCCACCGUCUUCUCCAGAAAUGUGGGGCGCAUUGCCAGAACCACCGCAUGCUCCUCUGUAAUGUGGAGUCAGACCCCAGCAGCCAUCAGGAUGUCAGGCUGCUGAGCAGUCUCUUUCCUAUAGUCAGUCGUGACAGAACUGGAGAGAAUCCUGAUCCCAGCCUGAACCAGUUUGAGAAGGAGAAGCAGGACUACGUCUUCUGCCUGGAGCAGUCACUGUUGGUGUACAACCCAGAGUACAUCCUCCUUGUGGAAGAUGAUGCUGUGCCAGAGGAGGAGAUAUUUUCUGUCUUGCAGCACCUCUUCUCGGCCCGGUUCUCCAAGCCCUACCUCAGAGACGCUCUCUACUUCAAACUGUACCAUCCCGAGAGGCUCCAGCGCUACUUCAACCCCGAGCCCAUGAGGAUCCUGGAGUGGCUGGGCCUGGGCAUGUUCCUGGGGCCGGUGCUGAGCUGUGUGUACUGCCGGGCCGCAGGGCGGGCGGGCCCCAGCUGGUGCCUGGUGGCUUUCUUCGCCCUGUACAGCAUGGCCCUGUCCGAGCUGGUGGGGCGGCACUACGGGCUGGAGCUGCGCCGCCUGCACCCCGCGCUCUACAACGUGGUGCCGGCCAGCGAGUGCUGCACGCCUGCCAUGCUCUUCCCUGCUGCCUCUGCCCGCCGGGCCUCAGGAUACUUGCGGGGGCUGGGCUGCCGCAGGGGCUUCGCCAAGGACACCGCCCUCUACUCGCUGCUGCAGGGCAAGGGCGAGAAUGCCUUCGUGGUGGAGCCCAACCUGGUGCGGCACGUGGGGAUGUACUCCAGCCUCCGACUGAACAGUGACCCGAAACUGCUGUGAGCUGCUCCUGCCUUGCUGCACAAAAACACCCAGGGCACUCGCCAUGGGGCAGAGGGACAGUGUACAAACUUGGAUUCUGUGCUGCCCGCACUGGGCAGCCCAUGUCUCCAUGUGGGCAAAGAAUAACUCUCUCUAAAAGUACAAGUUUUCUUUAAAAAUCAGCUUUUGUUCACAGAGACCCUAUUUAAUACGAACUUGGAACUAAUCACCAUGCACCACCUGGGAGGGAACUGGAGGAUUCCAGAUCACUCUCCUUAGUCAUUCCCAAAGAAAAGCUCUCACACCAACACGCACAGCUUUCCUGCCUACUGCCCUGGACAAUGGUUACAAAAAUCCUUACGUUAGGGCAGCAGAAAUGUUUCAAUGUUUAGGACAGUGAAUGUUUCAAAUUUAAGCUAAUGAGGAGGGGAGGCCUUAUUUCCCCAUCCUUACUAAGGUCUCAUCUCUGACCUGUCUCUGUUCUGCUGUGGUUUUGAGUAGACCCUUCAAAAGCAGAAGUGGUUUGCAGGAACUUUCCCACAGAUUCUGCCU